AUGCUUUCACAUCACAACAAGGCAAAAUCAAAGGCUGUUCGUGAUACCAGCAACAGCAAACAACAAACUCAGGGCAUCGGGUCCAUAGGCUCUUUUUCUGAAUUAUUUCAAAAUCCUCAUAUAUUUCACCAGGCAUCCUCUCCGAAUCAGAUCCAUGUGUAUGAAGGAGUUCAACCUGAAAAACUUUUCGGAGGACAACAAUCGCCACAGAUCAGGUGGAUGACACGCGAGAUGAAUCAAUUGAUGCAAAGUUUGAAUCAUUAUCAACCACAACCAAAUAUAAUGACAUCCUCUUCUGAAUUUACACUUUCAGAUGUUGAAUUUAGAGUGAGGUCAUUUGUUUUUAUGCAGGUGAUUUCUUCAUCAUCAGAUGAGUCCUGGAAGAAUGAUGUCGAGAGAUUUACUCGUGAAUCUUCGCACUUUGUUCACAACAUUCCAUUACAAGGAUCCUAUGCUCGAUCUUCUGAUGGUGGUCUGACACAAACAUUGUAUAUGGCCAGUUUACCUUUCAUUGAUAGAUCGGAUGCUCCGUUGUUGAACAAUCGUGUCAAUUUACUAAGAGAUUGGUAUUUGGGAAAGAACCAAAAACAAAGUAUCUUCACAGUGAAGUCACUCGAAGAAAUUAUUGAGAAUGGUGACGACUUUUUGUCUGAUUUAGGGUCUCAAAAGAAUUUGAGCUUUAUUUCUAACUUGUUCUAUGAAAUUGCAAAUUGUAUCAAAGAGUUGCAUGAUCAAUGCUCCAUUACACACAACAGUAUUUUACCAAAGAAUAUAAUGUGCUUUCAACAAGGAGAAUCGUUCCAUUUUCUAAUUCAACCACCAUCCUUUGGUCUGGCUUCCAUGAUUGAUAAUCUCAAUGAUGACCAUGUGACAUAUUUCUCACCUCAAGUAUUCUCCAGAUUUGAGAAUGGUGAACAAGCUUUCACAUUUGAUAACGACGUGCACAUGUUGGGAACAUUGAUUCUGAGAAUUUUAUUAGGUGAAGAAUUCGAUGCUAAACAACUCGAUGUUGAUGAUUGGAGCAAUGAAUCACAAAAUUUGAUUCAUUCCAUUUCCUCUCGUGUGGAAAAUUAUAACGAAAGAACUGCCACUAUUUUUAAGAAUUUAGCGACUUUAGCAUUGCGUUGUGUGGAUCCUGACGAUACAAAACGACCAUCAAUAUAUCAAUGCUGUAAAGAGAUUAACGAAAAUCUUGGAAAUUUGUAUCAAAACCCUCCACAACCUGUAUUUGACGACAUACAAGUUGAAUAUGGUCAGGAUAAAGACUCAGAACUUUCCUCCUCUUCGAGGGCUUCCUUUUCUGCUGACAAUGAUGAUGAAGAUGAAGUGAGCAUUGUUAGAAGCAGAGCAAUAAUGGAAGAGAAAGAAGAAGAAGAACGACCUUCGUCAGGAAAGAAAAAGAUGAAAGAAAGCAAACGAGCGGAGCAACCUCUAUUACUGUCUUUGAAGAAAAGUUCUUCACUCUCUAGAGGGCUAAAAAGUGAUUCUAGCAGUAAGCAAUUAUUCGACUCUCCAAGUACAUCACGGAGCAGAAAUGCACCAACAAGAUCCAGCGAUUCAACAGCCACAAAGAAGGAUGAAUCUGUCUCACAUUCUGCAGAGUUUUCUCCAGUGUCUUCGUCCACUGCUUUGAAAGAAGCUAUUCCAGAGUUAAGCUCUGAGAUAGUUGUUCCACCAAGUGACGCAAUGCUUGAUUCCAUAAUACAGUUAUCACCUCAAAGGUCUCAACAACCACAACAACAGCAAACACUUGUACCUCCAUCACCACGACAAAGCUCUUCAGCCAUAUCACCACCUCCAUCGGCAUUCUCUUCAUAUGCCGUAUCAGGUAGUGCCGUUCCUCCUCCCAAACCCAUCACUUCCACCUCCACUACCAAAGAAGACAACAAUACCAAACCUGCCUACGGCUCCAGAAGAGCAGCUAGAGACGAUUUUGGUGGCAAACAGGCUGAUAGUACUACUGAAGAAGUAUUGAAUGUUAAAAGAGAAAUGGAGAAAAGUAUAAUGCAGACACAAGAACAUCUAGACCGUCUAGAACCACUCGAUGAAAGGUGUGACGAGUUGUCGGUAGAAGCCAAAUACUUUAAAAAGAAGUCCAAAUCUUUUCAUUUUGAUUUUUCAUCUGCCAUAUCCACCUUUUUCAGAAACAUUGGUCAAUUUUUCAAAAGUUUUACAUAUGCCAAAAAUCGAGAAGUACAGGGCGUUUCUAGUGAAAGAGGGCAUGUGUCUUAUGAGCCAGCAAAACUAGAGGAGAACCCUCAACCUAUUGUGGGAGAUAUAGGAAAGAAAGACCAAUAUACUAUCGUGAAACGACUAAACGACGGAGCAUCUGCCAUUAUUUUGCAAGUGAAAAAACAAGACUGUGAUCAACUCUAUGUGAUGAAGCGUUUUAGAGAAGGCGUUGAUACAGAUUAUCAACGAGAAGUUGAGUGCCUUAAAGCAUUUUCUCACAACAACAUUGUAAAAUACGUUGAUGACUUCUCGUACUCUGAAACUGUUGAUAAUAAGCAAGUUAUGACUCGUGUGGUAAUCAUGGAAUUUUGCAAUUUUGGAGAUUUAUUUAAACAGACCAUGAGUUUUGCACAAGGUGGCAAACAAAGGUUAAUGAGACCAAUGAGAAUGUUGAGAUUUACACUUCAAUUGUUUUCAGCUCUUGAACAUGUCCAUGAGAAGAAAUAUGUGCAUUGUGAUGUGAAACCUCAAAACAUAUUCUUGGCCAGCGAUGGAAAUUUAAAGCUUGGAGAUUAUGGUUUUGCUGUUAGAGAAGGUUCUGUUGUUUGUGGUGGUACUUUGCAUUAUUUGCCACCUGAACAACAGGAAGGUCAACCAUCUUCCUGUAAGAUGGAUAUUUAUUCUGCAGCCUGUUCUCUGUUUGAAGUUCUCUCUAAGAAGAAAGUGAGCUUGAAAUCAAAACAAGGAGUACCUUUAAACUUUGCUGACAUUUGGGAUCAACAUUUGAAGAAUAAUCCUCAUUUUCACAGAAAGAGAAGCAAUCCUCAUGCUAUGGGUCUUUUUGAAGUUCUAAAGAGCUGCCUUGAACCAGAGGCUACCAAACGUCCAACUGCUAAACAAGUGGUGAAACAAGUAACAGAUAUUUACCAUAAUUAUUCGGCAACUUUAUUGCAAAAAAGAUUCAGAGGUUAUGAUGUACGUAAGAAAAGACCAUUGAGAAAGUUGUAA
Messenger RNA from Naegleria lovaniensis, 3180 nucleotides. RefSeq lists its product as uncharacterized. The record is from RefSeq and is a predicted model, not a curated record. The coding region runs from base 1 to 3180 and encodes 1059 amino acids. The transcript is spliced from 3 exons. Gene Ontology annotation, biological process: protein phosphorylation. Lineage: Eukaryota; Heterolobosea; Eutetramitea; Acrasida; Naegleriidae. Gene Ontology annotation, molecular function: protein kinase activity; ATP binding; protein binding.